AUGCAGGGUACAGACAGUACAAAGACAUCAGAUAAGUUGUUGAGUACUUUCAGCGUACUGGGUUUUCCGCAAGAAUUAGUUUCAGACAACGGACCACCAUUUAACGCAGUAGAAUUUGAACAAUUUUGUAAAGAGAAUGCAAUAAAAUUGACACAUAGCCCUCCAUACCAUCCACAAAGUAACGGUAUGGCAGAGAAAGCAGUUCAAUCUAUAAAACAUAAUUUGAGGAAAAGUCUCUUAGAAUGUAAAACCAGUUCGAGUCUUGCCAAUAAGGUAAAUAAGUAUUUGUUGUAUUCUCGAAACACACCAUGCGUCAAGACAGGGGUUGCUCCUGCGGAGUUAGUAUUAAAGCAGCUUCCUCGGACAAAAUUAUCGAUGUUGAAACCAGAAUUCAAUUGUACACGGUCGAAAGAAACUAACUGUCAGAUGCCUACUUUUAGACCAGAACAAUCUGUCUUCGUUAAGUCAAUUGCGGAUAAAGAAGUCAAGUGGUGGCCCGCAAAAAUUUUAGAACGAAAAAGUUUUGCAACAUAUUUAGUUUUAGUGAACGGAAAAACAAGGCUCUAUCACGCUAGCCACAUUAAAGUAGAUCAGACUGUGAAUCAAGCGAAGUCAAGAGAGGCGCAAGCUGGUUUACCACUUUCGGAGGCUUGUCUGGGUAAUACAAGAGAUACAGAAUAUGAUUCUAAUUAUCAGCAGAAUAGAACAUUUCCAGAAAAUGAUACACAUAUGGCCGACGAAAGUGUUGAUUCAGCAAAACUAAUACCUCAGAUAUCUCCAAAGCACAUUGAAGUUCCGAAUAGUGCAUUCCGACAAAACGUUGAGGAACCUAAAGUACCAACGUCGAAGACUGUAAUAAACAGCGAGUCGGAAAGUCCAGGACCACGCAGAUCCCAGCGAGUUCGUCAAGCACCAAAGCGUUUAAAUUUAUGA
Messenger RNA from Temnothorax curvispinosus, 933 nucleotides. RefSeq lists its product as uncharacterized. The record is from RefSeq and is a predicted model, not a curated record. NCBI's taxonomy places the organism in Eukaryota, Metazoa, Arthropoda, Insecta, Hymenoptera, Formicidae. Gene Ontology annotation, biological process: DNA integration. The transcript has a single exon. Bases 1 to 933 code for a protein of 310 amino acids. Gene Ontology annotation, molecular function: nucleic acid binding.